GCAUCGUCCACGCAGAGACCGCAGAGACAGGGGAGUCCACAGAGACACUGGAGGACGAUUCAGGACGGGUUGUUUUUUUUACCGCUGCUUUUCACGGCUCCACUCUGCGUCAGUUGCCGCUCUGAAGCAGGAGAAGCCGCCGCAGAAGAAGCUGGAGCUGUCGCAGGCGGAGAGGGGCACGGUGGUAUGAUAUGAACCCCGCAGUCGUCGUCGUCGUCGUCGGUUUAAAGCGGCGCCGCAGUUGAAACACCUCGAUUUUCGUUCCGCAGGAUCACUGGGGGGACAUUUGUAGCUUUUUCUCCCACCCCGCGCACGUCCACGUUCACCCCGCAGAUUCCGCUGCCGUCAUGCCCGGGUUUGAUUACAAGUUCCUGGAGAAGCCGAAGCGACGCUUCCAGUGCCCGCUGUGCAGCAAAGCGAUGAGGGAGCCGGUGCAAGUGUCGACCUGUGGACACCGUUUUUGUGACACCUGUCUACAAGAAUUCCUCAGUGAGGGCGUCUUCAAGUGUCCAGAGGAUCAGCUGCCGUUGGACUAUGCCAAGAUCUACCCAGAUCCAGAGCUGGAGCAGCAGAUCCUGGCUCUGCCCAUCCGCUGCAUCCACAGUGAGGAGGGCUGUCGCUGGACCGGUCAGAUGAAGCAGCUCCAGGGUCACUUCUCCACCUGCGCCUUCAACGUGAUCCCCUGCCCCAACCGCUGCUCCGUCAAGCUGACGCGCCGCGACCUGCCCGACCACCUGCAGCACGACUGCCCCAAACGCAAGGUCAAGUGCGAGUUCUGCGGCAGCGAGUUCACCGGCGAAGCCUACGAGAACCACCAGGGCGUGUGUCCUCAGGAGAGCGUCUACUGCGAGAACAAGUGCGGCGCGAGGAUGAUGCGUCGCCUGCUGCCUCAGCACGGCACGGCCGAGUGUCCCAAACGCACGCAGCCCUGCAAGUACUGCGGCAAAGAGUUCGUCUUUGACACCAUCCAGAACCAUCAGUUCCACUGUCCCCGUUUUCCUGUCCAAUGCCCAAACCAGUGCGGCACGCCCAACAUCGCCCGCGAAGACCUGGCAAACCACGUGAAGGACAACUGUGGCAGUGCACUCGUUCUCUGUCCCUUCAAAGAUGCCGGCUGCAAACACAGGUGCCCCAAACUGGCCAUCGGUCGUCAUCUGGAGGACACGACUAAGUCUCACCUGACCAUGAUGUGUAACCUGGUGGGUCGUCAGCGGCAGGAGAUCCUGGAGCUGCGGAGGGAGGUGGAGGAGCUGUCUGUCAGUCACGACGGUGUCCUCAUCUGGAAACUCAACGACUACUCGCGCAAACUCCAGGAGGCCAAACUCCGGAGCAACCACGAGUUCUUCAGCCCGCCCUUCUACACUCAUCGCUACGGCUACAAGCUGCAGGUGUCGGCCUUCCUGAAUGGCAACGGCAGCGGCGAGGGUUCCCACCUCUCCGUCUACAUUCGCGUGCUGCCCGGAGAGUACGACAACCUGCUGGAGUGGCCCUUCUCCUACAAGGUGACUUUCUCCAUCCUGGACCAGAGUGACCCGUCGCUUUCCAAACCCCAGCACAUCACCGAGACCUUCAACCCCGACCCCAACUGGAAGAACUUCCAGAAGCCCUGCAGCAACCGCAACUCGCUGGACGAGAGCACCCUGGGCUUCGGCUACCCCAAGUUCAUCUCGCACGAGGAGAUCAAGAAGAGGAACUACGUCCGGGACAACUGCAUCUUCGUCAAGGCUUCUAUAGAGAUCCCCCAGAAGAUAAUGUCUUAAGCUCCUACGUUUGUUUUCUUUUUAUGAAGGAGAAGGACAGGUUAAAGACUGGAACUAGAACAUUUGACCUUGAGAACUUCGACACACUUGCCCUUUAGAUACUUUCUGCCCUUACAGCCUCUCCACAUUGGCUGCGUGAGCUGACUCAGAGGGAUCACAGAGGAGAAAGUGUUUGGUCUGCACCACCACUCUCUGGUUUCUUUUAAUUUUUUACCCGUUUGCCGACCUUUUAUCACAAUCUACAACAAAAAAAGCCUUGGAAAUCAAACAGUGCCUAGAGAGUUUAUCUUAAGUUAUAUUUUGUUGUUGUUGUUGUUGUUGUUGUUGUUGUUCCACAGUACAGAUGCUAAAGAUUAUAGAAAAGAUCUAAAAAUGAGGGUGAACAUCUUCACUAAGACUCCGCACUUAGAGCAGCGAGAAGGUUGGAGAGCUCCCGGUUUAUCUGGAGCCACAUGAAGAGGGAGCCCAAGCCCGACUGCCUUUUGUUUACAUGCUCAUUUACCGUUGAUUCUCACUGAUCCGUGAACGAACACAGAGCCCUUGACAAAAGACUUCUCGUGAGGUUUGUGUUCACAAACAAAUCAAUGUUGUCCGGUUUUUUUCGGUGAUUUUUAUAUGUUAAAGCAAUGAUUGAACAUGGUUUUUUAUGAGUAUUAAAUGAAAAUCGUGACAUCUUUUAUCUGUCGGUUCAUGCUGCGUUCCAUUUACGUCGAAAGUUGGGUUCACAGCGUUACAGAGACACGUCGCUGGGCUAGCCAUUGUUCGCAAUACCACCUCUACAUGGUAAUUUGAAAUAGUGUAGCAUCAUUUCUGCGGAUAGAAGUUGAACAGUACAGGAUUGUUUCAGUACAGUUUUGUGUACGACUUAUUUACUGUGAAACAAAUGUGACAGAAGUGCUAUUUACGGUAAAAGAUGGUGGCAGCCAUUUUUGGAAUCCUGAACUCGGGGUAUGUGAGGUUGCUCCGAGUUUCCAAGUUCCCGCAUAAAGGAACACCAUGUGACCUCUGAAAUUCCAAAUUCUGACUUCAAAUGGAACGCAGCAUAAAUAUAAAGCUACACCCAGUUGUCAUUUAGCUUAGCUUUGGAUAAAGACUGGAAACAUAGGGGAAAUUGUUAGCAUUGCUCCCACUACGACUGUCGGGGGUGUUGCGUUGAUACCAAUGCAGUAACUGCCAAAUUUCCCUACUUGCAUGUGCAACAAAAUUUAAAAACUUAUUUGCAAAAUAAAAAGCAAAGUAUCUUUUCAAAGUAAGAUGACAUCCCACGAUGGUCUGCUGUUCUGGCCAUGCCCCUCAGCUGUGGUGUAGGGAGAGGGAACAUUGUGUUCCUGAAGAAUCAUCUGCAUUUAAAGGGAGAAAAUUAACAUAAAACUGUUCUUUUACGCCUGCAAAAGCUGCAUUAGCAUCAAGGUACCAAUCAGUCUGCUGUCCACAGUGACUCGGUGACUGUCCAAAGUGUGUCUGACUCUGCUAAGCUAGGUGGCGCUACGCCCUUUUUUCAGCUUGUUUGUAUUUGGUGUUUUCCGAUUGACCUGUGAUGUCACAGAUGAAAGCAACUUUAGCUGGCAGCUAGUUGGUAGCAUGUUGAGCCCCAAUCCGAGUCUUCCGACCAAUCAUUAUAGCAAGCAGAACAGUUCUUCUCCUGUGUACUGGCUGCCUCUCUAAAUUCCAGGUCAAAGCCUGUGUACAGAGGUUUGGGUCCUAUUGAUCGUACACAUGCAGUUGCGUUAGCCUAACUUCAAGAAAUUCAACGGCAUUUCUGUGUGAAUAAAAUGGUCAUACGAUAAAAGUAAGCAAAUUCACGUUGUUUAGGUAAUAAAUACAAGAGAUUCAUUGCUAAAAGAGCCACUUUUGCCACCUAGCACUGACGGAUAUUCCAUUCCUCUGUCUGUAAAUCACAUAACUGUCCCAAUGCUUUACUUGACAGGCUUCAAACGUGUGCGGACAGUGCGGACUUUGGCAUAGUUUUGGCCAAAAAAGAACAAUUACAGGAACUGCCCCAGUACCUAGCUACAAAGUCUAUGCUAGCUGUUUCCAGUCUUUAAGCUAAACGGCCUCCUGGCUGUAAUUUUUUGCUGGGUUUUUUUUUUCAGUUGAGGAAGAAAAAAAAACGUAUUUGCAGUCUUGCCAAGAGUUAGACGAGAGGAGUGACAUCACUUUUGUCAGUUCACUCAGACUUCACAGUGGCUUUGUAUCUAUGGAAGAGUUCCAUUUGCUGCGUUUCCAUCGUGUGACAGUUUGGUUUGGUACAGUGCGGUAUGGUUUGGAAUGGUAAUUUCCUGGGCCAUGUUAUACUUCUGCACACGUACGCGGUAUACUCACACGUCAGGGUCCUGUAGUAUCCCACUUCAUGCAGGGCAUAGGACGCAUUCCUACCAAAGAAGAAGAAGAGAACAAUGCUGCAGCUCCCUUGGACACGUCUGGUUCGAGGUCCGUCAGGGUGUCAGCCGGUUCGAGGGUCAGCAGGUCGAGGCUCGAAUGACUAUCCUUGGCGACUACUUCUUCUGUUGUGUAAACGGUCUUUCUGCUUGGUGAGCGGGGCUUAUACUCCACCUACAGAUGGGGCGGAUAUUCAGUUUGUCCAUGCGCACCCAUCGCGCUCUUUGCACAAUGCAACGCAAUUGUGAGCGUUGGAUCCACGUGUGCGGAGGUAUACCAGGGCCUAGAGAACUUUACUUGGUGUGUGUGACACUGGAUGACAACGUCAAACACAACCUUGACUUCCAUGGGAUAUUUACACCGAUCGCAAAGGGAGUGGCGUUUUCGCCCAAUCAGCUGACUGUCGUGGCUCCACCCUGACUGUACCCUUUUACUUUGGUACCCCAAGGGAAGGGUGCCAAAGAAUGGAAACUGGAAACGCAAAAUAAAUGACACAGUUCUGUACCAAACCAAACCAUUCCACACGGGGGAAACGUGUCUCAUCGGUUUGGGGAGGGAAAAAAGCACCUUUCGUCUGUCUUCGAAUGAGCAGAGCGGACACAGACGUCAGAAGCAGUCUGAGUUUUAAUAGUGAAGGAAAAGCCAUGUGGCCUUUUUAUACAGUAUGUCUUCGCAUGAGGGUGACGGGAGGGUGAGCAGGGCAACAGAAACACGUGCAUGCUUCAUGUGCUACCACCUGGACCACAUUUUUGUACUGUAACCUGUAUUCUUGAAAAUCCUCUCCUGGUGAUUCUUCUCUAAUUUCUCUCUCUCUCUCUCUCUCUCUUUCUCUCUCCCUUUCGUUUUUUUAGUUGGACCAUUUGAAAGUUGACUUCUUUUUUUAAAAAAAGAUAAAAGUUGUUUAUGUUUGUUUGUUUCAUAUACAGAAAAUGUGAACACUAAUGUAACGGAUAAAUACAAUGAAUUUGUGGCUGUGAAGUGACCGUUUUGAAGGUAGCGGUCGGUGUGGGUGUCUCAGGACUGACUGUACCUUGUGGUUACCAUGGUAACUCCAGCAACGCGGUGACAAGGAUUGUGGGGGGGAUCAGCCACGUUGGAUUCACCCCCGUUUGUGCAUCACAUCACAUCACAGCACCAUCUGAGGGACGAUACAUGACACUUGUUACGUUUGUGAAUACUAAUGUAAAAAAAAACAACAAAAAAACACAACAAAAAAAACACAGAAGCACAUUCUGUCUUUUUAUUACUCUACAUGGAAGAAUUUCCUGAUUUCUUGUCAUAAAACCAGCCGAUAUUUUACAGUGAUUUAAGAAAAAAAGAAAAGGAAAACAAACAAAAAAAAGCGAGAAGAUUCAAAAACAAAACUUUUUUUUGUAAGAUUCUUGUAUUUUUUAAAAUACUUAGCCGUUUUAUACGAACAAACACUUUUGAUCGGAGAGUCGGGGUUGACUUGGGGACUUUUUCACGCCCUCUCUUGUCUCUUGGACAUUUUGGAUACUUUGUUUGUCCGUGUGGUUUGAGCCUCACGUUAUCCUGUCUGUAUUAUUUCCUCUUAAAAGUAUUUAUUUUAAGGAGCCGUCGUGUGAUUUGUUUUUAUUUUCACCGUCGGCACAAAUGUUUUACUAUGUCGACUGAUGAGUGCUUGUCAAUUUCUUCAUUGAAAUAAAAUACCGUAUAUUAUA
Solea solea (common sole) is the source of this 5821-nucleotide messenger RNA. RefSeq names its product tnf receptor-associated factor 4a (gene traf4a). Gene Ontology annotation, biological process: signal transduction; regulation of apoptotic process; positive regulation of JNK cascade. Lineage: Eukaryota; Metazoa; Chordata; Actinopteri; Pleuronectiformes; Soleidae. The transcript is spliced from 7 exons. The record is from RefSeq and is a predicted model, not a curated record. Gene Ontology annotation, molecular function: protein binding; zinc ion binding. Bases 348 to 1760 code for a protein of 470 amino acids.